AUGUACUCCGGACUUUUUGUGCGACUAUCCUCAGUGACCAACGUAUGUCUCCAAAAUAAUUUGAAACACCUGAGUAGACAUGGGUGUUUAAUACUUCCUAUAAAUUCAAUACUGUUAAAUGAAACUGGUGUCAGCUUUCGUGGCGCGUCACUUUUCAGAAGAAAAAUUAGCAGUGGUACCACCUUAAAGAUGGCGGAUGAAGUGGAGAAGGCCAAAUCAGCUGUACCGGGUGGUGAUACAAUAUUUGGUAAAAUAUUACGGAAAGAGAUACCAUGCAGUUUCAUUUACGAAGAUGAUAAGUGUGUCGCUUUUAAGGAUGUAAAUCCUCAGGCGCCGAUUCAUUUCUUGGUGAUUCCACGCAAACCAAUUGAACAACUCUCGAAAGCUGGCGAUGAAGAUUCAGAACUACUCGGUCACCUGAUGACCGUGGCCCGGAAGGUGGCCAAGCAGCAAGGGCUGAACGAUGGCUUCCGGCUGGUGGUGAACGACGGCGCGGACGGAUGCCAGUCCGUGUUCCACCUCCACCUGCACGUCCUGGGCGGAAGGCAGCUGGGCUGGCCGCCCGGCUAACUCGCGUGACCUCGGGUCAUACCUUUGAAUAUAUAUACCGUAUAGAAGUCGCGAGUGGAUAGGAUUUACUAUACGUGUUUCAGGAGUGCAUGAUGAGCAGCUCGGGAACUCCACCGCUGCAGUGCGCUGCCGUAACGCCCUGUAUCGUCUUAGGUUGUUAUUUACACGUUAGAGCGCAGCACUGUCGCCCGCUGUCAUUCCCCCGCACCCCCCAUCACCCAUCAUUCACUGCAGCUCAGAUCGUUCAACAGGAGGGGGAAGGGGUGUUUGAAGAGUUCGACACUUGUCCGCUAGGGUCGAUGCCCUGGAGAUGGUGGCGAUUUGCGGCGGUGAAUUAACCAACUACGUCAAACCGUAUUAGAAAUUUUAACCUGGGCCGGCGACUUCUAUACAGUAUAUAUAUUCAAAGGUCAUACUGUCACAUGUGAAUGGGAUGAAUAAAUGUAACCAAUGCACUAAAAGCACUCUUUGAACUUGUAUCAAAUCUUUAAAAAAAUAUAAAGAUUGCAUACCUUCA
Bacillus rossius redtenbacheri is the source of this 1087-nucleotide messenger RNA. RefSeq names its product adenosine 5'-monophosphoramidase HINT1 (gene HINT1). The record is from RefSeq and is a predicted model, not a curated record. Gene Ontology annotation, cellular component: cytoplasm; nucleus. Gene Ontology annotation, biological process: purine ribonucleotide catabolic process. Lineage: Eukaryota; Metazoa; Arthropoda; Insecta; Phasmatodea; Bacillidae. Bases 1 to 570 code for a protein of 189 amino acids. Gene Ontology annotation, molecular function: hydrolase activity. The transcript is spliced from 4 exons.